Messenger RNA from Mus musculus (house mouse), 420 nucleotides. RefSeq names its product predicted gene 8439. The coding region runs from base 61 to 351 and encodes 96 amino acids. The transcript is spliced from 3 exons. Lineage: Eukaryota; Metazoa; Chordata; Mammalia; Rodentia; Muridae. The record is from RefSeq.
GCACACAUUCCCUAACGACCUGUCUGCGAAUCUGCCUGUUGCCUCUUUGAGAGAAGUCAGAUGUUGACUCCUGAGCUGCUUCUAAGACCUCUGUUCUCCCCUCCUGAGGUGGAGUCAGUGAGCUGGACCAAGGCGAUUGCUACUCAAGAUGGCCUGAGUUUGACCCCAAGAACCCAGGGUGAAAGGAGAGUGCUGACUCCCAGAAGAUGGCCUCUGACCACCACAACACAGAUACCAGUCCAGAGAGGUUGCCGUUGUGCCCAGGACCACACAGCCAAGCUUCUUGUUGGAUGGCAGGCCUUCAAGCCCUUCCCCCAGGAGCCUCAUCAGCCUCUAGCUCCCUUCCUCUAAUGCCUUGUUAAGUAUUUUCUCCUCUUGGUGGUCAUUUUUGUUGUACAAUCAAUAAACCACUCACAGAAA